Sturnus vulgaris (Common starling) is the source of this 3522-nucleotide messenger RNA. It is a transcript of the gene DGAT2, whose product is annotated as diacylglycerol O-acyltransferase 2. The record is from RefSeq and is a predicted model, not a curated record. Gene Ontology annotation, molecular function: diacylglycerol O-acyltransferase activity. Gene Ontology annotation, cellular component: endoplasmic reticulum membrane. Lineage: Eukaryota; Metazoa; Chordata; Aves; Passeriformes; Sturnidae. Gene Ontology annotation, biological process: diacylglycerol metabolic process; triglyceride biosynthetic process.
UGGGUAACCUGUGCCAGCAUGCCUCCACUCUUAUAGCAGAAGAAUUCUUCCUUGUCUCAUCUAAAUUGACCCUCAUUCCUAUGAGACAGUUGCUUUACAUAUUUAAAGGAUGUACCAGUGACAGGGUUUCUUUGUAGAAACUACCAAAAAUCCUAGUGCCUGCUUAUAUCUAGAGAAGCUAUUUUCAAUCACUUUCAUUUGACUGAGUGUGAACACUUGCUAUGCUAUUACCACUAGCAGGCUCAUGUCUUGUCAGCAAGAACUGAACCUAUUCAAUGUAAUAGCUUCUUUCAUAGUCCUAAUAACAGGCUGAUCCUUAAAUACAAAAGGGAAUAUGUAAAUACACAUGAACAUGAUUUGUAUUUUGGCCAGUGCUUGUAAAUAAAGUAAUGAAGAAAAGUGGAGGAAAACCCACUUGCAAGUGCUUCCUUCCGGGGGCUGAGUGUAUUGCCAAAAGCUGCAGUGGGUGGUUCUUCAUAUAGAAAGCAAGUGUUCUCAGUGUUUUACUCACUUUUGGGUUUUUCCCUGCUUGCAUAUCUUAACCUUCUACAAGAGUGGCUUUCAGCUCCUUACUUCUUAUUUACUGCUUUAGGAGUGCUGAUAGUUUUCCUUACUCGUGGAGCUGUGGAUCCUCAGGAUGGUAUGUUGAGGUGUUGCUCAACUAGCCCUUGGGCUGUGCUGAGUAAGGCUGGAGCACAGAGCUGUCCUUGAACAGCACUGGGAGUUGUGCAACAGCCCUUGAGAAGGGUGGUUGAGAAUAGCUCAGACCACAGCCUGGUGUCUGCUUGCCUGUGGUUUGAGGCAGCUGAUCUUUAUCUUACUGUGAGCUCGUGGAGUUCGCUCUUAUCAAGCACCACUUCCAGGAACUGGCAGUUUGAGGUGAGGGUAUGUGUUAGGAACACGUGUUAACAUCCUCUGCAUUUUUAUGGUCAGUUGAACAGAGGCUUGCUCAGGUGGGUACUGAUCCCCUCCAGUAUUCUGAAAAAAGCUAGGUGUUGGCACAUGGCAAUCCUUCCUCUUCCAGGAUGCCCAAACUCCAUGGAAAAUAUUAGCUUUUAGCAAGCCUUGCUCUAAAAGCAAAGUGCACAUUCAUCUGAAAACUCUUACUAAAUAAGUUGGACUUGAUCACUCUACAUUCUAUGAUUCUAUUUCAAAGGAAAAAUAUUCUUCCCUUUGCUCAGUGUGCAAGUGUAACUUUUUCUUUUAUUUUUCUUUCUUUAGGCACGGGAUCGAACAUUCUUUCUGCUCUGCAGGAUUUGUUCUGGCUCUUGAAAUCCAAAGUAGAGAAACAACUCCAAAUCAUCUCUGUGCUGCAAUGGGUUCUCACUUUCCUUAUCAUGGGUAUUGCUUGCACUUUAAUCCUCAUGUACAUACUGUGCACAGAUUGCUGGGCGAUUGCUGCUCUAUAUUUAGCUUGGCUGGUAUUUGACUGGAAUACACCAAAGAAAGGGGGAAGAAGGUCCCAGUGGGUGAGAAACUGGGCCAUAUGGAGGUACUUCAGGGAUUAUUUUCCAAUAAGACUGGUUAAAACCCACAAUCUGCUGACCACCAGGAAUUACAUUUUUGGGUACCAUCCACAUGGCAUCAUGGGCUUGGGUGCCUUUUGCAACUUCAGCACAGAGGCCACAGGUGUCAGCCAGAAAUUCCCUGGGAUUCGACCAUACCUUGCUACCCUGGCUGGGAACUUCAGGAUGCCCAUAUUGAGGGACUACUUAAUGUCUGGUGGUAUAUGUCCUGUGAACCGUGACAGCAUAGAUUACAUAUUGUCCAAGAAUGGCAGUGGCAAUGCCAUCAUCAUCGUGGUUGGAGGGGCAGCAGAGUCCCUGAACUGCACCCCAGGGAAGAACUCUGUGACACUGAGGAACCGGAAAGGAUUUGUGAAACUGGCUCUACGGCAUGGAGCGGACUUGGUUCCUGUCUACUCCUUUGGGGAGAAUGAAGUGUACCAGCAGGUGAUCUUUGAAGAGGGUUCCUGGGGAAGAUGGGUUCAGAAGAAGUUCCAGAAGCACAUUGGCUUUGCUCCAUGCAUCUUUCAUGGCCGUGGCCUCUUCUCCUCCAACACCUGGGGGUUGUUACCUUACUCCAAGCCCAUCACUACUGUUGUUGGCGAGCCCAUCACCAUCCCCAAAAUUGAUAAUCCAUCCCAGAAGGAUGUGGACUUCUACCAUAGCAUAUAUGUGGAUGCCCUGAUCAAACUCUUUGACAAAUACAAGAGCAAAUUUGGCCUGCCGGAGACUGAGGUCUUGGAAGUCAACUGAAGGCACUGGCUCAGCAGCAUCUCCUCUUCUCAGAACUGACACAUCUUUUCCAGGAGUCCAAGUUGUCAUUGUGUACUUGAAAGCAUGUGUGGGUGUAUGUGUCCUUCAAAGCAAGUGUUUAAAGUACUGCUAGACCACUUUAAAAGAAUAAUAAAGAAAGGCUUUGCUUUAGAGAAAUCCCAUUACAAACAUCUUUUUAUACCAAAAAAGCACAACUCCCCAUUGCUGUGAGGAUUUUGAUAAAUGAUUGCCUUUGUAAUCUGCUAUAUUGGAUCACCAGCAAUGGAUUAGAAAAAUCCCUACAGCUACUGUACCCACUAGCACAAGCAAUUUUGGGAAAGUAGGAUGCAUCUGGUUUUCAACCUAAAAAGCAGCAGGUUGAUUUGAGCAGCAUGGCAGUUUUAGAAGUGUGUUGCACAAGAGCCCUGUUGAGACAUGCUUAUGUAGCACAAGAGUAUUUCUGCUUUGGAAAAGCCCUUUCUGGUAGUACAGUUGGGCUGCCAACCCCCCUGGUGUGGCAUCUAUGCUUGAUGGUGCAGGAAACCAAGUGGGAAGAGUCAGGUGAAUCUUGAUCCAUAGUGUAGUGGAUGAUUUUGUGGCUGUAAAUUCACCACUGUAUUUGAAAUGUCAGUUUAGAAGCAGGUAUGUCCCAGGUGCUGUUAGCAUGGAGGCUUGCAGCUGGAAAUAUGGGACUUCUUCACAGCCAUAAAACUCCAAGGAUAAGCUCUAGGAGCUGUGGGAUGGUGCAGUCACGUAGCUCUGGUUUUGCAGACCUCUAGGGUAGCCCCUAGGGGGAAAAUGCAGUGGGACUAUUGAUGUAAGUGCUUUGGAUCCCAGAAGUAUUUGGGGAAAUCUAGAAGUAACUUCUGGCCUGAAGAUGGCUUUUAAUUACUCCAUCCAGUGAAUGUAAAGGAGUAGCCUUUGCACACAUAGGAAUUAAAGUGAGCUACUUUUAAAAGUAUUUAUAAACUGUUUACGUGGAUGUUAACAUUGCUUGUAGUGAGAUUUCUUGAGAAUACAAUUUGUUUAUGUGUAAACCUGAAACACUGCACUACUUGCAUGUCUGACCUGCCUUUUCAACCAUUCAGUUGAGUGUAUAUUGAGCUCUGAAAUGUGCCUUUCUUCCAUGCAAGAGGAUGGUACUUCACAUUCCUGGAAUCUUGCCUCUAAAGACAAAUGUUCAUCUGUCAUAUUUGAUAGAUUAUUGUAUUACAGAGUAUUAAUUUUUGUACAAAUUUCUAGAAAUAAACUUGGGCAAAAAUAG